This is a messenger RNA of Ostrinia furnacalis (Asian corn borer), 4334 nucleotides long. RefSeq lists its product as uncharacterized. The coding region runs from base 297 to 1214 and encodes 305 amino acids. Lineage: Eukaryota; Metazoa; Arthropoda; Insecta; Lepidoptera; Crambidae. The record is from RefSeq and is a predicted model, not a curated record. The transcript has 5 exons.
CCGCGCUGCGCCGAGCCGCCGGCGAGCGGGCGUCGCCCCUCCCUCGCGGCCCGCGCCCCGCUGCCGCCACUCCAUACGAUCCGCCGUCGCCGGCAAACUCGACCGACCUCUUUUCGCUAGCUAACGUCGCCCUCGCGCUCGUUUCCCGCCGCGAUCUCGUCGAACUCUUCCGGUUUUUGACUUUGAAACUUUCGGAAUGUUUAGGUCGUGUAGGUGAAGGAAGCCGAGUGAUGUGGCGGUGCGCGGCGCGCCGAGGAUGGCCAGGCCGGGCGGGCGGUCUUCCGGGCGCGUGAGCGAUGGACUGCUGCAACUACGGGGAGUACCGCGGGCACGGCGUGGCCUACGCGGGCUGGGAGGGCUACGGGUACGCGCCGCCGCCGCACGCGCCCUUCGCGCACGCCUUCUACCCGCCGCACGCGCAGGACCCCUACGCGAGAUACUACCGCUACGACUACCCCGCGCACCACCCGCACCACAAUGAACAUGUGUUGCCUAUGGAAUACGGCGCGUACGCGUCAAAGGAGACGCGCGUGCGCCGCGCGGUCGCCCGUCGCGAGCGGCCGCUCAUUCCAGCACAACACCUGCCGCAUCCGCCUACGCCGCCAUUAGAAUGUGGGAUGAACGGCCGCGGUCCCGCGUACUGCGAGCCGCAAAUGUGGCCGCACUAUCAGAUGGGCGCUUUGGGCGGAGGAGGCUGGGGCGGAUCGAACGCAGUCGCCGGCAGCUGGGCGGCACGCAGCUCCUGCUCACGUGAACACAUGCGCUAUCCUUCCGACUGUCGCCCUAUGAAGGGUCCCCAUCAUGCCGCCCAGAAUCAAGCUUGCUUACAGGACGGUAGGUCGACCCCCUUUAGAGCUUACGAAGAACCUUACAGCAGGGAGAACGGCGUGAGAGCUCCUGUCAAGCCCGAACCGGCAGCGAGCGUAGCGGCGGAGCCAGCGAUGCCGGCUCGAGAUCGCUUUUUCGUUGAGCCUCGGCGCACACCGCCCGAGGAAAAGCGCCCACCCGUGGUGCCACUGCCCGCCUUCCAACAAGCUUUCGGUUCGACCGAAAUUGGGAAGUUCGCGGAAGCUUUUAGCCGCGCAGAGGUCGCGCUGGAGGAGGCCACUGACAACUUCUCAUACGAGUCGUUCGCCGACUGGGACGCGCCUCCUGAACCGCAGUGGUCCUCUCAACCCGCCUCGCGGGAAAUCAAAUGCGAAGACAACUACUGAUAACAGUAUUGUCUUCGUCCUAGUGCUAAUUCCAGGCGACAACGCCUUAGCUAAUUAGACAAUGUUUAGUUCCACCACCAUGUUGCCAAAAGAGUAGCUACGAGAAGUUCAACGUAGAACUUUAGGAUGUGAUACCAAAAUUUGCUAAUGUGUACGAAAAUACGAUCGGAUGAAUAGUGGUGUGACAUUUUAUUUAUAUACAUUAUAAAGUAGAUUAUUAAUUAGUUAAUCAUUUUAACUAGUUUUAGAGUGAUCCUAAAGAGAAAGUGUAUAGGAAGAUGUGGAAAUGUUGGUACUGCAUUGCAUAGGAUACAAAAUGAUUCACGAGUCAAUGUGCCUUUAUUCGAAGAACCCGGCCGCAGCGCGGCGUCCCGCUGCGCACGCGCCCCUGUGGAGCACAUCUCAUUACAAUAGCAAUUAUAGGGACCAACGUUUAGAAAAAUAUACAACACCUUCGAGAGCAUCACAUGCAAACACCUCAACGAAAUAUUAAAGUUUGUACUUAACACACAAUUUGACACAGAAAAAUCAUGUAUUAGGUACGCUGGAGAAAUAAAAUACUUACGCCUAGUGAGAACGUGUAAAAUCUAAAACAAACUUAACAGAUCUCCAAUAACAGCUAAACUGAUAACUACAAAUGCCUAGUACGUAAUAACUAAUUAGGUACCUACUUGAAGUCAUACCCGUACAAAAUCGAUUCCUCAAUAAAUGCAAAAUGACUUAGUCGUAAAUGUAUUUUUACACAUUUAGGAUUCCAGAGAAUUGGUAACCAUUUUUAUAUGAUAAAAAUAAUGUACCUACAUAUGUAGGUAGGUAUAAAUAAAAGUAUGUAAUUUUAAAAGCUAAAGUUUUUAAAAGUAUAAAUUAGUCUUGCAUCCUUCACUUGCUAGGGGGCUCCACAGACGCCGCGCGGAGUAAACAUUCAAAAUUUUCCGAAAGUAAAGAAACAAGUCAUAAUGUAUGUAGGUAUUUAGGUAGUUAAAUUUGAUAAAUUUUUAAAAAGAUUACUUAUGAAUAAAAAGCUUUUUGAUUAAAAUAUUUAGGGGUCCAACAAUGUAAAUGUAAAAGUGUUUGUUGCGAUUUUAUUUCAAUACAAUCUUUAACAAACACAUAAAAUAACAAAUCCCACAUACUGUGUUGUUAAAUGCAUCAGCAACAUAAAUGUGUUAACCUUUAGGAAAUGUUAAGUUGUUUGUUACAUGUAUAGAUGAUCUAAAACGUGUUAAAUAUCUACGCAAUGAAUUAAAGUAGUUACCUAAUAUUAUGAGUUCUUAUUAGUUAUCUGUGAUAUAUAUUAUUUUGUAGGGGUUACUGUUCUUUGUUGUUCUUUUAUUUCUUAUUUUAUUGCUAUAAUAUAUUGAGUCCAUUGUGCCACUUAGCGUGUCAUGAAGCAUGUACAUGUAACAUCUAGGCUAACAUUAUCCAACGGUAAAAAUUUACGUACCUAACUGUACUUACUCUCUGUUCAACAUUUUAUUAAUUUGACAAGUAAAAUAUAUUAACCAAUCCCCUACAACGAAAUGUAUUCACCACAAUGAUAGCUAUACCUUUCGACCACUGUUGCAGUGCUGUAACUAAAUCUAUAGAUCCUUUCAAUCAAAGCAAAUUUACUGUGUGUGUAACUUUUAUUAAUAUUAUAGAUAAUUCUACAAAACGGAUAGGAAUGUGUAUGUCUAUUUAAUAUUAAAUUAAUUUAUUUGAGCUUAAAUAGAUCACGUGUUUUAAAAGUGCGGUGCGUGAAUAUACUUACUUGAACUUCCAUUGGUCUUCAUUUUUAUAAAAAUCCUGUGUGUGUCAGUAUUUUCGAUCUCUUUCGACAAAAAACCAGCAAAAUUAAUGGAGUGCCUUACGUAUUUAAUAUGAUAUGAAAUUAGGAUGAAUGAAUUUUAUUCUAGCAUAAUUUGAGGAAACACCAUAAUAUAAUAGCGUAAUGAAACUUCUUUUGAACCGAAUAUUUUCAUUUAUAAAUUAAAUAAUAAUGAACUUGAAAUAAAAGUUAUUUAAUAAUAACCUUUACGGUUACAUAACAUACAAAAUAUUUAUAAAUAUAAUUAAAUUAUGUAAUUGUGGUGUGCACUGACAUUCCACGUAAGUGACUGUAUAAUUAAGUAGUCGGUUUCCUUUCAGAGUGUUUUAGCGACUUACUAUAGGUUUCUUUAUUGAUAAAUAAAUUGUAACUUUUCGUUUCAUUAGAUUUUUUGUAAGUUAAUUGUAAAAUCUAGUCAAAAAUAAUAUUAAUAAUUGUUAACGAUUCUUCCGUAUUUGUAGGUUUAAAGAUAUUCAGCACUAAAUUAUUACUUUUUAUAAGCUGGAUCUGCCACGGGGCCGAUUUAAGAUAUACCUAGUGCGUUGACGCAUUGUCUGGGUGGCAGAUACAGCUUCUUCGUACAGCAAUAGCACAUCGGACUACACAUUUUUGUUGCAAAAUAGCUCUUAUCACCUCUACAUAAGAAGCCACAGUGUUAAGCUUGAUGUGCUGUCGCAUGUACCCAAGCCAUACUUGGUCAUUACGAUAAUAAAGUAAAAAGUAGUCUGUGCCACAUUAUAUGUAUAUCAUAACGAUAUAUAUUUCCCUAGAUAGUCCUAUUGUUAUUUGUUUAAAAGUAUUAGAAACAUAAUUUUACUGUAGGGAGAUGUAAAGACGGUAAUUAAAUUAUGAUUAUUGUCUAGAUGUUCGACAAAUAGAGCUUCCCGACCGACUAUCACAUUUCAUCUCCGUAUUAAAUCUUGCUCUUAAGGUAUAAUUUAAUUAAUAUGCUUCCUUUUCAGUUAUUGUAUUGAAUGAGAUAUAGUAGAUAAACUCCCUGAAAUAACUCUUAUUGAAUAAUUUUAUUUUGUCUCUAUUGCUCCAAAAACUUCCAUAUCUCUCAUAAUAAUUCUAGGUACUUAUACUGUCGUAUUUUCUAAUGAUUAGGAACUCCACGUAAGGAAUAGUAAACAAUUUUUAUUUUUAAUAUUCGGCUUUAAUCAAUUCAUCUAAAAGUAUGAUAAUAUUGUAGACAAAAAAAAAACACCAGGAAACUAAAUCUAAAAUUUGAUAAAUUCUCAUCAGAAUUAAGGAUUAGGCCAACAAAAUUUAGAGAAAUAAGUAUUAUGUAAAUUUGUUGAGACAGUGAAGUA